CUCCUCACAGGCCUACAGCUACACUAGAGAGGAGUACUCCACUGCCCGUAUCAAAACCACCACUGCCUGCUGCUUAGAUCUCGCUCCGCGCGCUAUUCACGGGAAUGCCACUGCCCUCGCCGCCGUCUCGCCGUCCCGCCGCCGCCGCCGCCCAGUGACCCGCGCGCGCCCCGGCGAUGGCGCGCCCCCGCCCGCGCCGCCCGGCGCCGGCGAGGUCCCCCGACCCAGCCGCCACAACGCCGCGCCAGGCGGCGCCCGGCUCCCGCCACCGGACGCCGCGCCGCGGUGGCCGUGGCCGGCUGCUCGUCCAGAGCCCCUCCCUCGCCUCCGCGCGCCGCGCGGCGGCGGCGGCGGCGCCGUUGCCGGUGGCCCCGCCCCCGGACACCCCGCCUCUGCGGUGGCCCGCGGCCCGCGGCGGGGACGCCGUCGCGCCGUGCGGUGCCGGAGCGGGCGCGGGCGCGUCGGUGAGGAAGAUUGCGGCGGCUCUCUGGCGCGUGCAUCCGCCGCAGGCGCCGCCGCCGACGGAGUCCCGGGAGGCGCCGCGCCGACGGUUCGAGCCUAGCCCAAAGCAACCGCAUACGCCUGAUCGUUGUAAUUAUUAUAAAGCGCUUCUUGAAGGUAGGACAGGAAGUAAGCCUCUUGGCAACGACAUCAUUCAGGAGGUGGGAGCUUACUCUCCAUCCCCUCGAAUUGAAAUGGAGGUGGCAACAAAGUGGGACCGUCGGGGCCUCAACAAUUUGAGGGGUACUGAUGGUGCUUUGUGUGACCGUUAUCCGGUAUCUGCCGAUGCAGAAAUCUCUGCGUUAAAGGCAGAGCUUUUGCAGGCCCACAACCGGAUCCAUGAGCUUGAAGCUGAGAGUCGAUCUGCAAAGAAGAAGCUUGAUCACCUGGUGAGGAACCUUGCUGAGGAAAAGGCAUCCUGGAGGAGCAAGGAGAAUGAUAAGGUUAGAAACAUCUUAGAUGCUGUUAAAGAGGAACUGAACCGGGAGAGGAAAAAUCGUCAAAGGGCAGAAAUCAUGAAUUCCAAGUUGGUCAGUGAGCUAUCUGAGUUGAAAUCAGCAGCGAAGCGAUAUUUGCAAGAUUAUGAAAAGGAACGGAAGGCUAGGGAGUUAAUGGAGGAGGUUUGUGACGAAUUAGCGAAGGAGAUUGCGGAAGACAAAGCUGAGGUUGAGGCCCUGAAGAGUGAAUCAAUGAAGAUGAGAGAUGAGGUGGAGGAAGAAAAGAAGAUGUUGCAGAUGGCAGAGGUUUGGCGUGAAGAGAGGGUACAGAUGAAGCUUGUUGAUGCAAAGCUGACACUGGACAGCAAGUAUUCACAGCUAAGCAAGCUUCAGUCUGACCUUGAGUCUUUCCUCAGUUUCCACCAAGGCAACGGUGUGAACAAAGAAGCAUUAAGAGAUGGAGAAAGGCUCAGGGAAGCAAUUUGCUCCAUGAAGUUUCAUGACAUCAAAGAGUUCUCUUACAAACCACCACCUCCUUCAGAGGACAUUUUUGCUGUGUUCGAGGAACUCAGAGAGAGGGAUGAUGCUAAUGAGAAGGAGAUUGGGCAGUGUAAUGGAGGUACCCCCAAGAGGCAUGCAACGAAGAUCCAUACAGUUAGUCCGGAAACAGACAUCUUCUUGGAAAAACCAUUGAACAAAUAUUCCAAUCAACUGUGUGAUAGAAAUGAGGAGGAAGAUGAUAGUGGAUGGGAGACUGUCAGCCAUGUUGAUGAGCAGGGCUCUAGCAAUUCACCGGAUGGAAGCGAACCAUCGGUAAAUGGGUUUUGUGGUGGAAAUGAUGCAUCGGUGAGUGGAACAGAUUGGGAUGACAACAGGUCAAAUAGCGAGAUCAGUGAAGUCUGUUCAACAACAGCAGAGAAGUACCGGAAGAAGGGGUCUUCAUUUGGCAGACUGUGGAGAUCGUCGAAUGGUGAUGGCCAUAAGAAGACGGGAUCCGAGUUACUGAACGGCAGGCUCUCAAGCGGUCGAAUGUCAAAUGCUGCACUUUCUCCUAGCUUGAAGAACGGAGAAGUGUGCACAGUUUCACCAAGCGUCGGAGAAUGGAGUCCAGACCUGCUAAACCCUCAUGUGGUUCGUGCCAUGAAAGGAUGCAUAGAGUGGCCCCGGGGCGCGCAGAAACAGAACACGCAUAACCUCAAGUCCAAACUUCUGGAGGCAAAGCUCGACGGGCAUAAGGUCCAGCUGCGUCAGGCACUGAAGCAGAAGAUAUAAGCAAUGCCGAAUCAAGCAAUCUCAUGUGUUCAGUGGUUCAGAAGGAGAACAUUUCCAUGCCUGAUGGACGGUGUAUCCUCUUCUGGAGCAGGCAGGCACCCUACCGGGUAUAUGGUAGAGGAGGAAGUGUUGCAGCACUGAUCCUCAAAGGGGGUGCUAUCGGUGGCUGUAACUAAUUGAUGAUCCGAUAGCACAUUAGCUUGUUUAGAAGAAUCAGGUGCUCCAUGUAAUCAAAUGUAAAACUAGUAAUUUCAAUCAAAUGCAUUAUUCAACCAUGUUUAUUACUACUACUAACUUCUUGGGCUACAUACACCUCUCAUGUGAUUCAGAUAUGUAGCAUGGCUAUGUUAAUUAUACUCCUUGAUGAUAUAUGUCAGGUGAACCAAACCGAUCAAUUUGCAUGAUGGAUGUGGCCAUCUAUUGCAGGGAGCUCAUCAUCACUCUCCGUAAGUUCCCACCGGAAGGAAUGAUAAGCCUUCGGGUGGCAACUUGGGCAGGGGGGGUCCAGGAGGUUUACACUUGCUCAACCACAAUGAUGCGUAGGAUGGUCUGGUUCGCCACGCUUGCGAGCGAUGUCGCCUCCGUGAACGGCACGAAGAAUGCGUGACAACUCUCACAGGCGUGCUGCUCAUGACGUUCUCCGUUGCCGAGAGCGUGUUUGCAUGGCCAGGCGUGGUGGAUGAGCUGAGCCGAGUCGCCGCCUCGCCGGUUUGACGCUCAAAAAUCUACGUCGUCGUUGCUGCUUGCAAUCCUCGUCACUGGCUGCAUUGGCUCUGGUACUUGCAUAGCAUUGCACAAUCCUCGUCACCAUCACUCUGCAACAGCUGCUUGUUCUGGUACUUGCAUAGCCAGCAAAGAUAAGCUUUCUUUUCCACCAAGUGUCUGCCACUGCGUACAGUAUAAUUAAAAGCACAACAAAUCGCAGGCAAAAGCACUCUUCA
Messenger RNA from Oryza sativa Japonica Group (Japanese rice), 3151 nucleotides. RefSeq lists its product as uncharacterized. The record is from RefSeq and is a predicted model, not a curated record. Lineage: Eukaryota; Viridiplantae; Streptophyta; Magnoliopsida; Poales; Poaceae.